Molecule: messenger RNA, 1056 nt
Organism: Urocitellus parryii (Arctic ground squirrel)
Lineage: Eukaryota; Metazoa; Chordata; Mammalia; Rodentia; Sciuridae
Source: RefSeq, a predicted model, not a curated record
ACUGGAGAGAAGCCCUACAAAUGUACAGAAUGUGGCAAAGCUUUUGGUCACAAAUCACAUCUUAUUUGCCACAGAAGAACUCACACUGAAGACAAGCCCUACAAAUGUACAGUAUGUGGCAAAGUUUUUGGUGACAAAUCAAGCCUUACUCGCCACAGCAGAACUCACACUGGAGAGAAGCCCUACAAAUGUAAAGAUUGUGGCAAAGCUUUUUGUCAAAAAUCAGACCUUAUUUACCACAGCAGAACUCAAACUGGAGAGAAGCCCUACAAAUGUAAAGAAUGUGGCAAAGCUUUUGGUCAAAAAUCAGUCCUUAUUCACCACAGCAGAACUCACACUGGAGAGAAGCCCUACAAAUGUAAAGAUUAUGGAAAAGCCUUUGGUCGAAAAUCAUACCUUAUUUGCCACAGUAGAACUCACACUGGAGAGAAGCCCUACAAAUGUACAGAAUGUGGCAAAGCUUUUGGUCAAAAAUCACAUCUUAUUCACCACAACAGAACACACACUGGAGAGAAGUCCUACAAAUGUAAAGAUUGUGGCAAAGCUUUUGGUCGAAAAUCAUACCUUAUUUACCACAGCAAAACUCACACUGGAGAGAAGAAAUACACAUGUAAAGAUUGUGGCAAAGCUUUUGGUGAAAAAUCAAGCCUUAUUCACCACAGAAUAACUCACACUGGAGAGAAGCUCUACAGAUGCAAAGAUUGUGGCAAGUCUUUUGGUCGAAUCAGACCUUAUUUGCACAGCAGAACUCACACUGGAGAGAAGCCCUAAAAAUGUACAGAAUGUGGCAAAGCUUUUGGUGAAAAAUCAAGCCUUAUUCGCCACAGAAGGACUCACACUGGAGAGAAGCCCUACAAAUAUAAAGAUUGUGGCAAGGCUUUUGGUCAAAAAUCAGACGUUAUUUACCACAGCAGAACUCACACUGGAGAGAAUUACUACAAAUGUAAAGAAUGUGCCAAAGCUUUUAGUAAAAAAGCAGACCUUAUUUGCCACAACAGAACUCACACCAGAGAGAAGCCCUACAAAUGUAAAGUUUGUGACCACGCCUUUGGUUGA